This is a messenger RNA of Poecilia reticulata (guppy), 1827 nucleotides long. Lineage: Eukaryota; Metazoa; Chordata; Actinopteri; Cyprinodontiformes; Poeciliidae. The record is from RefSeq and is a predicted model, not a curated record.
UUUAAGAGCCUGUUAGGUUUGUUGCUGUGCAGACCAACAAACCUAACAGCGGUAAAUAAUAAAUGCCUGUCAUUUCUGGCUCCUUGACUGCAACCAAAGUAACAUCUCCUUUCUUUCCCUCCACAGUCUUCAUCUGCAGCUUCAUGGUGGCUGUUCCCAUCUUCGGUUACAUGGGCGACCGCUUCAACAGAAGGAUCAUCCUGAGCGGUGGCAUUUUCUUCUGGUCUACCGUGACCAUGUUGAGCUCGUUCAUCGGCAAAGAGCACUACUGGCUAUUUGUGCUCUCCAGGGGACUGGUGGGCAUCGGCGAGUCCAGCUACUCUGCCAUCUCUCCCACCAUCAUAGGAGACCUGUACACAAGCAACAGCCGCACCAUCAUGCUCUCCGUCUUCUACCUGGCCAUCCCGCUGGGAUACGGCAUGGGUUACAUCCUGGGCUCCAGUGCCAAGGACGCCGCUGAGGACUGGCACUGGGCAUUAAGGGUGUCCCCGUUCAUAGGUGUCACUGUGGGCGCUCUGAUCCUGCUCUUUGUGCCUGACCCGAAGAGAGGCUGCGCAGAUCAGAUAGAUGGACGCAUGUCGCCCUCCCAGACGUGGCUCAGCGACAUGAAGGCCCUCGCCAAGAACCGGAGCUACGUGUUCUCCACCUUGGCGACAUCAGCCGUGUCCUUUGCCACGGGCGCGUUUGGAAUGCUGAUUCCCAUCUACCUGUACCGAGCGCAGGUGGUGCAGAGGGAAAUCGAACCCUGCACGAGUAAAGUUUGCAGCAGCAAAAACAGUCUCAUCUUCGGGGCCAUCACCUGCGCGACUGGGCUGCUGGGCGUGGUCAUAGGGGCCGCCGUCACGCGCUACUUUCGCCGUAAGACGGCGCGGGCCGACCCCCUGGUGUGCGCCGUCACCAUGAUGGGCUCUGCCAUCUUCAUCUGCCUCGUCUUCGUCGUGGCCAAGAACAGCAUCAUUGCAGCUUAUGUUUUCAUCUUCAUCGGAGAGAUGCUGCUGUUUGUGAACUGGGCUUUGACGGCAGACAUUUUAAUGUUUGUUGUUAUUCCCACACGGAGAGCCACAGCAGUCGCCAUUCAGAGCUUCACCUCUCAUUUCCUGGGUGACGCAGGAAGUCCAUACCUGAUAGGCAUGAUCUCUGACAAGCUACAGGAUAAAUUUGUUUCAUCUGAACUAUGGAAGUUCCUCAGUCUGGGCUAUGCCCUCAUGCUGUGUCCCUUCAUCAUUGUCGUGGGGGGCAUGUUUUUCCUGGCCACGGCGCUGUAUUUCCUGGACGACCGGGAAAAGGCCGACAGGAUGAAGAAUCUGAUGCAUCAGACUCCACCUUCUUCAGUCAAGGUAUGACCAGGUGAUCAGCAGACGAGGACCUAUCUGCACAGAUGUUUAGAGGACGCCAAAAUAAAGAGUGCCCGCCGUCCUUUUCUAUAUAUAUUUUUUUAUUUUGUCAUCACCGUUAGAAUCCUCCUGCUCCUCUCGGGCUCCCUGCUGCUCUCGUUUGGUUUUCAACUCGGAACUGGAAAACGAGGGGAGCGUCUUGCUCCGCCUCGAACCUCCCCAGGUGGGGGAGUAGCUUUUUCGUCCCAAGUCUGCGAAGAUCCACGACUCUUCGGGAUCCACGACUCUUCGGGAUCCACGACGACGCAACUCUUCUGACUUUUUGAUGCCAUACUACUGAAUGCUGACCAUGAACCUGCCCUGUCUACCUGCCUGCCUGCCUGCCCAACAGCGCGUCUCUUAUUUGUCCGUCUGCAUCGAACCAUCGGCUGUUAGUCUGCACCAAGUGCCAUAGCCUCAUUUACAUUCCUAUAAACUUUGCACUGACCACCGA